AACAUUGACUGCCAGCCUCACAGGAAGACGUGGUGCCAAAAGCAGCAGCACGAUUGCGACAGCACGGCGCGCGAGACCACUUCUCCAGCUACUUGACUCAGGUAAUUAUUCGCUCGUUGUUCGUUGCAACGCGAAAAGGCGCAAUACCUACCAAAGAGCGAGCUUGUAGCCGCGGUGCCUCUGCUUCAAGACUGCCUCGUCCCCGCCUGCUAAAGCUCUAGAUGAGAACAGGUACAAGAGAGCAAGGACGACAUCACGCAAAGAAAAAUAACGACUGCCUGGGUGUGCCCUGUGCUUGAGCCCCAACAUGCCGUCGCCAGAGACCGCCGUCACAGAGUCCACGGCUGAGCAGGCGGCUGAGUCGCCAGCUGCGGUCGCCGACUCUGUCCAGAAAGCGGCAAGCGAGGAGCGUGCCGAGGACUCGGACGUCGAGGCCGGGGAGGUGACCCAGGAGGACGAGUCUGACGGAGGGCGGGACGCCAACUCUGAUGACAAGUCGCCGCCAGAAGAGUCGUCAUCACGAACCGAUGCGACUGCCGCUGGAGAGGCGCCACCGCUACCGAAUGAAGCCGUCCCCGACGGUCCACCCUUGCCGGACGAGCCGGUGCCGCAGCAGCCAGAGGAUGACGGAUGGGACUGCCAGUGGGAUCCCAGCAGCCAGGCCUGGUUCUUCUACAACCGCUUCACGGGCAAGAGCCAGUGGGAAAACCCUCGAGUCCCUGGCGCGAACGGCGCUGUGGUGACCUCGCAUGUGGUUGAGCCCCAGCCGCCUGCUUACGAGAAGCCCGUUGCUGGAGGCUACAACCCGGCCAUCCACGGCGACUACGAUCCGAACGCGUGGUACGCCAAGAAUAACGAAGAGGAACAAGAUACCGCCGGCUUGGUCGGCGACCCUGCCGCCAUAUAUGCCGCCACGGCGACCUUUAACCGCUACACUGGACAUUUCCAAGCUGGAGAGGGCGCGGAGCGGCACUCCGACGAAGCCAAGUCGAAGCGCCAGAUGAACGCCUACUUCGACGUGGAUGCCGCGGCAAAUGCUCAUGGCGGCCGCAGCCUCAAGGCCGAGCGGUCCAACAAAAAGCCCACCAAGAACGAACUCAAGGCCUUUAAAGAGAAGCGUCGCGCGAGGAAGGAAGAGAAGCGCCGAGCUUGGUUGCGCGACUGA
Molecule: messenger RNA, 1165 nt
Organism: Trichoderma reesei QM6a
Lineage: Eukaryota; Fungi; Ascomycota; Sordariomycetes; Hypocreales; Hypocreaceae
Exons: 2
Coding region: 308-1165 (285 amino acids)
Molecular function (GO): protein binding
Source: RefSeq, a predicted model, not a curated record